GUGCACAAUAUAACUGUGAUUUUUAAAUUUCCAAUCAAACAAUAAAUAAUAUUAAUAAAAAUAAAUUUUCAUAAUAAAUAAAUUCAAUCGGUUGCUUUGAAUUUCAUGGUAAAAAUUAUUAUAAGUAAAACAAGUAGUGAUUAAAUAAUAAUAUUAAUAUUGAUAAAUAAAUAAGUGUAAGUGAAGUGAAAUAAAAACAAUUCAUUAAUUGGUUCAUCGUUUCAGUGAUUAACGAAAAAAACAGAUUUUUUAUCAAAAUGGGAUCCUUACAACAACAAUCAACGUUAAAAGGCAAAAAAGUAAACAGUGAAAAUGAAGCUAUUAUUCCUAAAAUAUUUCAAAAGAUUCAAGCUCAAUUCAGUAAACAAACAGCUAUUAUUUAUGAAGAUAAAACCGAAGAAUUCAAAAUAACAUAUGAAGAAUUGGAACGUUUGACAAAUAAGUUAGCAAAAACAUUGAAACGUCUGUGUAAAAUAAAUAACAAUAGAGAUGCAAUAAUUGCUGUUUCAAUGAAACCAACAUACAAUUUACCAAUCACAUUAUUGGCUAUUUUGAAAUCAGGAAUGGCUUAUUUGCCGCUAGACGCUGAAUUUCCUCAGGCACGGGUCACGCAUAUUAUUGAUGAGUCGCAACCAUUGAUGGUUAUUGUCGAUGAUGAUAACAAAUUACUUUACGGUAACACUCCAGUAAUGAGAUACAAUGAACUUUAUGAAGAGUCUGAAAUAGAAUCAGACGUAUCAUUAAUUUAUAAUGAAGAUCCUGAACAAUUGGCAAUAGUAUUAUAUACAUCCGGAAGUACUGGAGUACCUAAAGGUGUUAGAAUACCACAUGCGACAUUGAUAAAUCGUCUUGAAUGGCAAUGGCGUGAAUUACCUUACACUGAUAAAGAACAAAAAACUAUAUUUAAAACGGCGUUAACUUUCGUUGAUAGUGCGCCCGAAAUUUGGGGUUCAUUAUUACAAGGACGUACUAUUGUUGUUGUCCCUAAACAUGUAACAAAAGAUCCGGAAAAAUUUAUUAACGUACUGGAGACUCACAAAAUUCAACGACUAGUCCUUGUACCGUCAUUAUUACAAUCAAUGCUGAUGUAUUUGAGCCUUCAGGACAAUCGUCGUGUAUUGAAGUCAUUAAAAUUGUGGAUUUGCUCUGGGGAAAUAUUGCCACAAACUUUGGCAAAAGAAUUUUUUAAUAGGUUUGCCAAUUAUGGACACACACUGGCUAAUUUUUAUGGUAGCACUGAAGUGAUGGGUGAUGUUACGUAUUUUUUGUUGAAUAACAUAAGUCAAUUGGAAGACAUGGAUAAAGUACCGAUUGGACGACCACUGGACAAUUGCAUCAUUUAUAUUGUGGAUAAAAAUUUAAACUUAGUUGAACAAGGUGAAAUUGGUGAAUUAGUCGUUGCAGGACGUAAUCUAGCUGCCGGUUAUAUUCAAGGAAGAGAUUCGCAUCGAUUUGUUAACAAUCCUCAUGCUGUUGAUCCUGAAUACGCAACGAUUUACCGCACUGGUGAUUAUGCCAAAAUAAUAAAGGGUAUUGUUAUCUAUGAAGGUCGUACUGAUUCUCAAAUAAAAGUUCGAGGGCACAGGGUUGACCUGUCGGAAGUUGAACGAUCGGUAGAGGCAUUAUCAUCAGUCGAUAAAGCAGUGGUUUUGUGUUACAAACCAGGAGAUUUAGCACAGGCAUUAAUUGCAUUCAUUACAUUAAAAAAAGGAACUAAAAUAACUGGCCUACAAUUGGAAAAUUAUUUACAAAAUCAAUUACCUUCAUACAUGAUCCCACAUAUCAUCAUAAUUGAUUCAAUUCCACUUUUGAUAAACGGUAAAACAGAUCGACAGACACUUUUGAAACUAUAUGAGACAUCAAAUUUGCAUAGUAAUGGCCGUGAUACUAUUGAUUGUGACUACACUGAAGUACCUGAUGAGCAAUUAGAUAAAGCAAGGGUUUUGUUUCCUACGGUGGCUUCAGUUAUUGGUAGAAGUGGACGUUAUACCGUCAAUAUUAAUGCCAAUUUUUAUGAUCUGGGUGGUAAUUCACUAAAUUCAAUUUAUACCGUCACACAAUUAAAGAAACAAGGCUAUCAUAUUGCAAUAUCUGAUUUCCUUACUGCUAAAUCCAUGAGAGAUAUUUUGGAUAAAAUAGUUAUGGAUUCCAAUCAUCAGGAAAGUGAUAGUAAUGAUAGUGUGAAAUUCAUCGCUGAACCUAUUAAUGAUUGCCAUCGAUCAACAGUAACACGCAUGGUCACCGAAAGUUUCUAUCUAAAAGCCGAUCUGGAGAGAUGGCUAUCACCCAAUAUCAAACGCCCCGAUUAUGUUGAACUAAUGGAUACCUUAUGGCGCCCAAUUGUCGACAAAGAAUUGAGUUUUGUAAUAAGAUCUUCCGAAAAAGACGGUACUAUAUUGGGAGUUGCAUUAAAUUUUGACGCUUAUGAUGAGCCUGAUUGUGUUAUAACAUCGCAACUAGCAAUCGUAUUUGAAUUUUUGGAGUAUCUCGAAAGACCGAUCAGAGACAAUAAAUUACCAUAUGGUAAAGGUAAAAUUUUUCAUUGCUACAUGAUGGCAACUAAUGAAAAUUUAACACCAGCUGAAAAUGUUAUUAUUAUGCACAAAAUGGAAGAAGAAUGCAUAAAUUUAGCGAGAAGAAAAGGCUUCGCUGGCAUUUUCACCACCAAUACAAGCCCAUUGACUCAACAAUUGGGAACAGAUGUUUACAAUUACGAAGUAUUAUUAGAUUAUCAAGUUAAUCAGUACGUGGCUCCUGACGGCAGCAAACCAUUUGGUGAUGCUCCUGAUGAUCAAAGAGCUGUAUGUUCAUGGAAAACUAUUUAAAGUUAAUAAUUUAUGUAAAUAUUAUGGUAUGUAAAUAUAUAUUAAGACGCAGUUUAAAAGAAUAUAAUGAAAGACAGGAUAAAAUGAGUUUCCAUAAUUAAAAAAAAAAAUAAAUAAAUAAAUAAAUAUUGAAUUAAAUUGAGGGCAUUUUUUUUUUACUACUAUUCGAUUGAUUUCAAUUAUUUAAUAUUUUCGCGGGAUAUCGUAUGACAAAAUUUUAUUUCAGGCUUAAUAUGAAUUUAUAAGAAACUUGUUUUGUCUCCUUCGUUUGUGUUUAAUAUUAAAAACAUAUUUAUAGCUAUCGUUACUUUAGAAUUAUUUUCAUGGUUAGUGUCACUUGGUUAUUAUUAUCACCGCAUCUGUAUGAAAAAUUCAGAUUCCUCUCAUAUAUUGUAGAAUGCCAGGUACUAUUUUUUCUUACAAAAAAAAAAAUUAAUAGUUUAUGCUAUAUGAGAUUAAGGAGCGAACAAUUUGACAAUCAUAUUGUCACGACAUGAGCGUAAGGCUUACGACACAUUGAUAUGAGGACUUGCCCUCAUAUCAGUGUGUCAUAACCUUAAAGCGAAUGGCGUGAUCAGGAUUGUCAUGUUCGCUUAUUAGUCCAUCUGUCGGAUACAUUAUUUUUUGCAAACCCUGCUAUGAAAGUUCAAUUUUCGACAAGUAAAAAAUUAAAAUUUUAUUUUAAAUCAAAUUUUUCAAGGAUAUUAAGUUGUCUAUCGUAUACGAUGCAUAUCACAUGAGCGACAAAAAGUAAUGCGUUGUCGCAACGUGUGGUGGCGUUUCACUCGCUUCAAGUACAAUUACGUCGUUAGUUAUAGAGAGCAAAAUUAAAUAAAGUCACUGGUCGUGACAUCUUAUUGCUACGUUAGUAUAGUAAAGUUAAAACUGUAAACUUAUAGACUAUUUAACGCACAAGUGCGGUUAAGUAAAAUGUAUAGGCAAGGCUGAAUAUAUUUGGCGCUUCUGCCACGACUUACAGCGCUCGGAAAUUGAACUUUCAAAGCAGGUGUUGCAAAAAGAAAAUGCACACUUGUGAGGUUAGUAUAGGAUGUUCUUAGUUGUAAAAUGUACCAUUGAUAGUAACCAUCGUUAUCGAAUAUUUAUUAUGGCGCUUAAACUCAUUAUUACAAGAAAUCGUUUAAUGAAAUUUUAGGUCUUAGUCAUAUAAUUGACUCAUUUUAUCGUAAAGAUUUGGUAGUUAUAAAAUACUUCUCAUUUUACAUAAUAAAACUGAUGACUCAUCCAAUAUACACAUGAAAUUAUUUAUCAUAAUAAAAUUUAUUUAUUAUUUAGUUUUAUUAUUAUUUAGUUGCAGAUUAUUUUAAAUAAUUGCAUUACAAAUUUAUAUGUAAACAAAAAAAAACAAUCAGAAGUAUUACAAUAUUUAAUAUAACAACGAGAUUAUACAAUUUACAAAUAAAAAAAUUUACAAUUAUUGUUAACAAUGGUAAUGGUUUAUGUGAGCGUUAUGAUAUUGUUAACGGGUUUAACUAUAUUAAUAAUAUGUACAAUGUGUCAUGAUUCAUUUAUGAAAAUCGAAAAUGAAAUUUACAGAUGUGUCGUCAGUAAUAUUUACUUGACACGCACAAUGGCAAUGUAUGCUCAUCAAUUAUGUAAAACAAAAUAAAUAAUAUAUAAAUAAAUAAAACAACGGUGCUUACCCUUAGAUUAUUGUUAUUGUAAUCAUUUAUAUUAAAAAUGAAUUCAUAAAAUCACAUGAGACGUACCAAUUUAAUUUCAUUGUAAUUGACAUUGUAAUUUAAUUUUUUUUUUAAUAACACAGCCCUGAAUCAGAUCCCGUGAUUUAGAAAACUUGAAAGUAUCAUUAAGACCUAUUAGGGACGAUGAACAAAAAAGAAACAAUAACUUCCUGAAUUUUUUGAAUAUCAUCGCUUUUCUUAGCGAGAAGUUAAAAAAUUGAUGAGGUUGAUAAUAUUAAACAAUUAACUUAUUUUUUAUGUAUCCUGGCGGAUCCAAAUUACAGUAAU
This is a messenger RNA of Microplitis demolitor, 4813 nucleotides long. It is a transcript of the gene e, whose product is annotated as zwittermicin A synthase ZmaJ. NCBI's taxonomy places the organism in Eukaryota, Metazoa, Arthropoda, Insecta, Hymenoptera, Braconidae. The record is from RefSeq and is a predicted model, not a curated record. Bases 258 to 2825 code for a protein of 855 amino acids. The transcript has 11 exons.